Molecule: messenger RNA, 4852 nt
Organism: Paramuricea clavata
Lineage: Eukaryota; Metazoa; Cnidaria; Anthozoa; Malacalcyonacea; Plexauridae
Source: the annotation of a GenBank genome assembly
ACGAAUCGAAUCCAACACAUUUCAGUGCAAAGGGGAGACCUGGAGCAGGUCUACCAACAAUUCACGCUCUGGGGCAUUCCCUCUAAGGGUACAGUGCCCCAGUAGAUACGAACCCCCCUCGCCUCUCAAUCAUCGUAACGGUCCAGUUACGCAUAGAGUUCAGCUAAACGAAGAAUAGUUUCCCACAAUGCAUUGAAUUCCAAAUUCCAAUAUGGCUUCCGGGCAGGGUUUAAAGUGAAAUAUUCGAUUUGUUUGAGGAUUUGUUCGACAAAAUAUGGGGCACGGGAACAGCAAAGCGUAUACAGAAGCGAUCAAGAAGCUUAGUUCUCUAGAGCUGAACAAUAUUGUGGCGGUUUUCAAUGAAUUAUCGACAGAAAACCAAGACGGAACGAGAGCUAUCCCUGAACCCAAUAUGGCUACAAGGCGUGUGUUUGCAGAGAGAUUUUCAUUGCCUGGUUUGAUAGGAGAGAGGUUGUUUCAUGCAUUUGACAGAGACAGCAAUGGUACUAUUAAUCUGGAGGAAUUCGUUGGUGGUGUAGCACUGUGUCUACAUGGCUCUGCUCAGGCAAAAUGUGAACUUCUUUUUAAGGUGAAUUUUAAUCAAACCAAAGCGACUAGAUAGCUGGCUGCUGUAGUAAAACUGCCGGAUGCUGGCUAUUUAGUAAAAUUGUUUUUUAAAAAAGAUUAUGUGCAAUAGCACUUAGUGAGUCUACUGAUAGUGUAGACCCGUGUAGUGGUUACAACAUGUCCGGGGGGGGGGUAAAUAGGGGUAUACAAAUCCACUGAUCCGCCCAAAUUUGAAGCAAAAUCCACGAUCCGACAAUGGUCUUGUCUAAAUUUAAAUCCACUAAAAGCUCUACUAUGAAGUCACAAUCCAGGAUCCGAGCUAAAUUGCAAGCUAAAUCCACAAUCCAAGCCAAAAUAAUAGAUAAAUCUGCAGUCCACUGUAUUAAUAAGAUCCAUGUAAAAUAUUCGCCAGAUCUGAAAUCCGAACAAUUUUUUCUGUGAAAUCCAACGAUCUGAAAACCUAUAAUUCACCCCCCCCCCCCAUGUGCCUAUGUAAUGAGCUCAAAGAUUGCAUCAUAACAGAAAACAUCCACACCUCCCCACUGACUGAAAAGUUUUGAAAAUGCAUGCCUGAGAUUUAAGAAAAAUUAAUAGUUAAUGUAUCAAAGGUAUAAAAAUUGCAUGCCUGAUAUCUCGGUUGUGCGAUACAAACUUUCCACACUAGCCUUCCCCUCAUCAGAUAUCCUUGUACAUUUUACUAUUAUUAGGAGCAAAUUCUCAGACUCCCUCCCCUCCCAGAUGGCAGAAAUUCCCUCCGUAAAGGCCUAAUUCCACGACGAGCGAAAUGCAAAAAAUUGUGCACGAAAAGGUUGAAUGCAUGCUCAACAUGAUUUUGGAAUGUUUCUCUGCGAAAUAUUUCUCUUCGCCGGGUAAUUGAAUUUGUUUCUACUCUGUUGCAAAAUGGAAAUAGCGAAGCCAAGGGGCAGUGCCGUGGACUAGUGAAAGAUAUAUCUCCAAGUUUACACACUAUUGUCGAUACAAUCUUUGGAUCAAUGUAGAAUGAUAUUGAACAACAAAGGUGGAAGAAAUAGGCGAGCAUGCGAGCACUGCUUGCAGGAAAUGUUAAACAGCUGCAGGAAAUUCAUUUAAAAAUGAAGAUUUGCUGUUGAAAAUUUGAAGGAAACCUUAACACCCAUGUCCCACUAUGGGCGCAACAACAUAUGAUUGACAGACAGACAUUCCUUGAAUUUAAAACCAUGGUCAGCUAGAACACUAUAUGUUUAUGCACAUAUUUAGCACAAAAAUGCAUGGUUGGUCUGCAGGAAAUUUUUGUCUCCAGGUUGUGCUCCCGGGAAGAAAAUUCUUUUUUCCUGCCCUGUUGAAGAAGAAAGAGUGUAAAUUAUCCUCCAUAGGUGUUUCUAUGUGGCUUUAGGCCAAAAAAAAAAAUGUGGGUUUCCGGUUUCUUCUUAUAAAAACGUAGGUAGGGUAGGUCGGUUAUAACUUUUUUUUUUAACUUUUUUUUUAAUUUUCCGAACAAGCGGACGCCAUUAGUCAGUGCUUCCACAUCCAAAGAUAAAUUUCCCUAAUAUUGCCUCAAAUUUCAAUUUUCCACAAACUUUUUCCUCUAAGUGGAAAGAAACACUUACAAGCACGAUCCAAUAAAAAAGUUUAGGGUCGGGAUUUCGACGUCCAAAAGCUAGGUAGGGUCGGGAAACCGGAAACCCACAUAUUUUUUUUUUUGGCCUUAUCAAUAUUCAAUAAUCUUUUCCUUUAAGGUGUUCAACUUCAGUGAUGAUCAAGAUGCAGUCACAGAAGAUGAACUAAAAACCAUUUUACUCAGUUUUCUACAAUCAGCCAACACCAUCUUAGACAGCGUAGGGGACUCUGACUCUAAAGAAACUAAUAGCAGCGAAAAACCUUUAAUUGAAACCGUCUCAGAAAUAGUCCAAGAUGCCUUUAAGACGUGCGAUAAAUCGAAGAACGGCAAGUUGUCGGCCAAGGAAUUCAGUGCAUGGCUUCAUAAAAAUCCUCAGAUCAUGGAUAAUGUGUUUGGCUGGCAAUGCCCAAAACCAGAGCUCGGCCAAUGGGCUAACGAAACUGAACAGCAAGGCGCAAAAAGUUUACAAGACUUGUUUGGUGGUCAGAAUAUGUCCGGAGACAGCUUUUUCGAUUCUUUGGGAAGUGCUGCCGAAAAUGCUCCCGAGAGUGAGGGUGAUAGGAAAUCUGGAAACGUAUCGCCAGUACCGAUCUCUCCAACCAAAAGCAAAAGCAGUGUGUCCGAAGAGGUCGAUCCUGUGAUUCAGAUCGAGACAACUACAGUACAAGCAAAUGUCAAGCCACCAUCUUCACCAAUUAAAAUUGAGCCUCGCUUAUCUGAAGUGGAGAAUGAAGAACCUUUCAUAGAAACUUACGAUUACUACAGUGCAUUAUGGAUACCUUCUAAAGAAACCAAUUCCUUCCUUGAGGCAAUCAGGAACAACAUCCUGAAGCCAGAGAAUGCAGAACCUGAAUUUAGAGUGCCCUGUAUUCAAUUCGAUACACCACAAGUCGAUCCGGUUAGCGAACUGAUCUCGAAAUUUCUCAGUGACCAAGAAGAACCUUCGCGAGCUGCUCUAACCGAAGAGAUGGUUGCAAACGAUACAGCUGGCUUGAAGCAACUCUUGAGAGUAGAAUGUUGGCGGUCAGCUCUUAACCUGACCACAAAACUGUUGGGUACUAACAAUACCCAGCAAACAGCCUCCCAGUUGGCACUAUCGCCUGGCAACUUGGAGAUUUGGUUCUGCCGUAUUGCAUUGUUGUACCAGCUUAACAUGUACAGUGCCGCAGAUAUCGAGCUUGAGGCAUUUGGUAAUCUUGACGCGGCUGUGUUGUAUUAUGAUUUCCAUCCAGAUUUAUACCCUGGGAAAGAAGGCUCAAUGGUGCCGUUCUGUUUUCGCAUCCUGGCUGCGAUGUUGCCACAACAAGUAGAUAGGCCCAAAGAGGCGUUAGACAAGUUAUUCUAUGUUCAUAGCGCGUGUCUACAAGUAUUGCGCAACCUCACGACAAACCUUGGUGGCGGCGAUGAGAAUGAGGAAGCCCGUCAGAAAGGAAUCGAAUUAUGGAAGAAAAGAUUACUGAAAGUUUUUUAUUGCAUCGGAAACACGUUCCUUUCCUUGAAAGAGUAUGGUUUGGCUCUGUCAGUCUUUAAGCAGAUAGCAAAGCAAGAUUCUGAGAAUUCGAGAGCAUUGCUUUUGGGACUUGGAAGGAUAAGCUUACAGUCUGGGGAUAUUGAAAGUGCGCAAGAGUACUUCAAAUUGGUGGAGGAGAUGGGACCUGAUGAUGAUAUUGCCCAAUCAGAUGUCUACAUCAACCGCGGUCUUCUAGCGUUAACUCUGGACGCAUACGAGGAGGCGUAUAAACAUUUCUCAGCAGCGAAGAACUUGGAUCCGGGAAACGCGAUUGCAGUUAACAAUGCUGCUGUUAGCUUGCUUUUUCAAGGCAGAUUAAAGGAAGCAUUACAGCUGCUCGAGGAUAUCGUGUUUGCGGACCCCGAGAAGAAUUUACAACCUGGUAUACUCUUCAAUAUUUGUACCAUGUAUGAGUUGGAAACAUCGCGUCAUGUGCAGAAGAAACAGACUCUACUAGAGUUGAUUGCAAAGCACCGUGGAGAUGGAUUCAAUGUAUCUUGCUUGAAGUUCCCGUAGGCGACUAGGCGUAGUUUAUGCUUCACUUUGCUAAUAGGCAAUUCCAGCUUUUAGUUUAUACCUGCGGGGGAUGAUGGGAAGUAAGGUAUCAUAGUGCUGAUUAUGCUGAAAAAUUUCAAUAAAAACUACCGAAACAACCGAGUCUUAUAAGCUAUCAUUCCGUGUUUACACGGCCACCAUUUUUAUUUUUUCAGCAUAAUCAGCAAUGUGAUACCUUACUUCCCAACGUCCCCUGCACGCAUAAACUAAAAGCUGGAAUUGCCUAUUGAGUCAAAUUAGAUUGAUUGUUUAUACAUCGUGAAAAAGUCGAGGAAAACUGUAGCGUAGGUAGUUAAAUUGUAACUUGUGAACAACUAUAGAAGCUGUUACACCUGAAAUUUGUACUGUAGAAUAAAAAUAUCGCGUCGUGUACAAACGAACACUGAAACAGUAUUCUCAAAUUGAUUGCAGAAUCGUGAACGAAUCAUAUUUUAAUAAACUGUCAAUUCUUAAACUAUUCUUAAAAUUAGAUUUUAUACUGGAAUUAAUGUGUAAUGUACAAAAUAAGACCAAUUAAUGUAAACAACAGCGAUGUUGGUUUGUGUGUCUGUCAGGGAAGAAAUUUGUGUAGACAAAAAUAUAUAUAAAUAUAUCUUCACUUUCUCCAUCGGGACAACAGGUAG